UCUGUCUCUCUCUCUUUCUCUCUCUCUCUCUCGUAGAUGCACACACACUCUCUCUCUCUCUCACACACACACACACACAUACACACACACAUACAGGCAUUCCACAAGCAAUUGAUGUGUUUGAUGAGAAUGAUUUAGUCACUGUCUGUCUGUCUCUGUCUGUCUGUCUCUGUCUGUCUGUCUGUCUGUCUGUCUGUCUGUCUGUCUGUCUGUCUGUCUGUCUGUCUGUCCUCUCUCUCGCUCCAUCUCCCCACCCCCCAUCCAGGGUCUGUACUGUGACAUCCGCCAGCUGGUGCAGUUCAUCAAGGAGUCCCAUGGCAACGUGUUCCGCAGGGUGGCACUGAGCGCACUCCUGGACUCGGCCGAGAAAGUGGCCACCACCAAGAAGCCAGAGGAGAAGGAGGAGCCUGUCACCAAACCUACAGCAUCCAGGAGGUCAGAGGCAGGUGUGUCUGGGGAAAAGGGAGGGCAGCCGUCCACCGCUGCAGACGAGUGCCGCAGCUGCAUAUCCAGCCGCCCCCCCCAGACACCAGAGCAUGAUGAACAGAUUCCGGGGGCUCUGCUGGGCAAGAAGGACUUCUGGAGGAAGAUGUUCAAGUCACAGAGUGCUGCCAGCGACACCAGCAGCCUAUCAGAGCAGGACACGUCGGAGUGCACCACCGCCCACUCGGGCACCACCACCGACCGACGAACCCGCUCACGCUCCCGACGCAUCUCCCUGCGCAAGAAGCUCAAGCUGCCCAUCGGUAACUGGCUUAAGCGGUCAUCUCUCUCUGGGCUGACCGACGGGGUCGAGGACUUGUUGGACAUCAGCUCUGUGGACCGACUCUCCUUCAUCCGCCAGAGCUCCAAGGUGAAGUUCACCAGCAACGUGAAGCUGUCAGAGGGCGGCGGGGGAGGAGGGGGCGUGGAGUACGGCCGGGACGAGGAGGAGAAUUUCUUCAAGCGGCUCGGUAAAUGGCGGUCUGGCAGGCGGAACCCAUCCAAGCUUCACCACACAGAAGAGAAAGAUGGGCCCCAGGGGUUCCAGGAGCGCCUGGCAGCCAGCCAGGAGGCCAUGAAGAACAAGAACGUGGUGAACCUGGCCGCCAUCCGCCAGGGCAUGAAACGCUUCCAGUUCCUGUUGAACUGCUGUGAGCCAGGCACCAUCCCUGACGCAUCCAUCCUGGCCGCUGCGCUCGACCUGGUCAGUUACACUGUAGUCUCAGGCUGGAGUUAAAUCAAACCGGUCAUGUUACACAUUGUCUUUGUUUAAUUCAGUGUUUUUCAAUCCUGUCCUCUGGAUUCCCCAGCCUUUCCACAUAUUUCAUCUGUUCCAAUACUAGCACAUCUUAUUCAAUGAAUCAAUGAUCAAUCAACUGCUGUAUACUCCUGUGAGGGGAGUCUACCAGGUAGUAAUACACAUUUUUUACUAGACUCGACCGUUCUGGAAUGUUAUUUGACAGAGGGAAAUAUUUGUAAAUAUUGCAACAUGGGAUUGAUUGAAAUAAGAUUUCAGGGAUCUGACAGGACAUUAUUGUACUUCCUGGUGUCCGACAGGAAGCUCCAGUGGUUGCCAGAGCCUCCCUGUUCCUGGAGUGCGCCCGCUUUGUUCAUCGUUGUAACCGUGGCAACUGGCCCGAGUGG
Salvelinus fontinalis (brook trout) is the source of this 1626-nucleotide messenger RNA. Its product is annotated as protein unc-80 homolog. Gene Ontology annotation, molecular function: monoatomic cation channel activity. The transcript has 6 exons. Gene Ontology annotation, biological process: monoatomic cation homeostasis. Lineage: Eukaryota; Metazoa; Chordata; Actinopteri; Salmoniformes; Salmonidae. Gene Ontology annotation, cellular component: axon; cation channel complex. The record is from RefSeq and is a predicted model, not a curated record. The coding region runs from base 590 to 1219 and encodes 209 amino acids.